Molecule: messenger RNA, 642 nt
Organism: Penicillium antarcticum
Lineage: Eukaryota; Fungi; Ascomycota; Eurotiomycetes; Eurotiales; Aspergillaceae
Product: frataxin family protein
Exons: 2
Coding region: 1-642 (213 amino acids)
Biological process (GO): intracellular iron ion homeostasis; iron incorporation into metallo-sulfur cluster
Cellular component (GO): mitochondrion
Molecular function (GO): iron chaperone activity; ferric iron binding; ferroxidase activity
Source: RefSeq, a predicted model, not a curated record
AUGCUUUCCCGCGCAGCCCCCAGAGCUAUGCUCGUCACUCUGCGCCCAUCCAUCCGCACAACAGCACCUACCAGCUCAGCACUGCUCUCGCAAACCCGCCCCCUCCGUCCCAACUCCGGGUCACAAUUCACACGCUUUUUCCAAUCUUCUCCGGUCAUUCGCAAGGGCAUCCACCCUGAAUCUCAAGACCCUCCUGCUCCUAACCCUCAAUCUGCACCCGUUGCCGGUGCCGCUGCUCAUAUCACUGAGCCAUCGCCGUUGACAGCUGAGGAGUACUACGAGUACUCCGAACAUUAUUUCAAUGUGCUUCUAGCCGAGGUGGAGAAGUCACAGGAGGAGGGUUCCGAUGUGGAGGCCGAGUACAGUGCCGGCGUCCUCAACAUCUCGGUCCCAGCAAUUGGCACCUACGUGCUAAACAAGCAACCACCAAACAAGCAAAUUUGGCUCAGCUCCCCGAUUUCCGGACCAAAGCGGUACGACUGGAUCGUCGAAGGCGACUAUAUGCACGAGAAGCAGGAUUCGCGACCCUUCGUCAAUGGACAAUGGAUUUACUUGCGUGAUGGAUCGAAUCUGACUGACCUGCUCAACUCGGAGUUGACGUUGCAUUUGCCUAAGGACAUCUACAGUGAGGUUAUUGAGUAG